AUGGGUUCUCCACGCGAUGUUGAAGCUGAUGACGCGCCAAGCGCCAACCCUGGCGACUCAGCACUUCUAGCGAAAAUGGGAUACAAACAGGAACUGCGACGACAGUAUUCCACGCCGCAGGUUUUUGCGAUCGCGUUUAGUAUUAUGGGGCUUGUUCCAUCUAUCGCGUCGACGAUUGCGUUCUCCCUACCUGCGGGGCCGGUGGGGAUGGUUUGGGGAUGGUUUACAGCGAGCGUUUUUAUUUUUCUAGUUGGGCUUGCAAUGUCUGACCUCGCGUCUGCGAUGCCUACGGCUGGAGGUUUAUAUUGGUGGACUCAUUAUUUCGCCAGUCCGAAAUUCAAAAGCCCUCUCAGUUUUCUGAUUGGGUAUACCAACACGCUUGGAUUGAUUGGUGGAAUCUGCUCUGUGGAUUAUACUCUCGCUCUUAUGAUCGCGUCCUGCGUCAGCAUUGCGCGGGACGGUGCAUGGUCUGCUUCACGCGGCGAACUUUACGGUAUUUAUGUCGCGUUGAUCAUCAUUCAUGGAUUGUCUGGUGCUCUGAUGGGUCGAGUUAUGCCAAGGAUCCAGACAUUUUGUAUAUACAUCAACAUUGCAAUCGUGGUCGCUACCGUGAUCGCCUUACCCGUUGGAAAGGUCAGGAGAGGCGAGUCCUUGAACUCGGGCAACUACGUGUUCCGGCAUGUCGAUAAUGAAACGACAUGGCCAACCGGCUGGACGUUUAUGCUUUCCUGGUUAUCUCCGAUUUGGUCGAUUGCCUCAUUCGACUCGUGUGUGCAUAUGAGUGAGGAAGCGAUGCAUGCCGCCAAGGCUGUACCAUUGGGAAUCAUGUUCUCUGCUGGAUCGGCCUCUGUGCUCGGGUUUCUGGUGUUGGCUGUUAUGGCUGCUACUAUGAAUCCCGAUGUGUCCCAGACAAUCAAUAGUCAGUUUGGUCAGCCUAUGGCACAGAUCUACUACGACGCCGUCGGAAAACAUGGGGCUUUGGGCUUCAUGAUCGUCCUAUGUAUAAUCCAAUACCUGAUCGGUCUCAGCCUAAUCGUUGCCGCAUCUCGUCAGGCAUGGGCAUUUUCCCGUGACGGCGCACUCCCAUUCUCUACUUUCUUCCGCCACGUCAGCAAACGCAUUCAGUACCAACCCGUUCGUAUGAUCUGUGGUCUGGUGGUAGCAUGUCUCAUCCUAGGCCUAUUGUGCCUUAUCAAUAACGCCGCUGCAAACGCUCUCUUCUCCCUAUUCAUUGCCAGCAAUUAUUUGUCCUGGCUUACGCCUAUCCUCUGUCGCCUUGUUUGGGGACAGGACCUUUUCCGUCCCGGUGAAUUUUACACGGGGAGAUUAAGCACGCCGAUCGCGUGGAUUGCGGUUGUUUAUCUUGUUUUCGGGGUUGUGUUGUCUAUGUUUCCUAAUGGGGGACCUGAUCCAGCUCCAUCCGAUAUGAAUUAUACUAUUGUUAUUAAUGGGUUUGUUUGGAUUGGUUGCAUGGUUUAUUACUUCCUUUUUGCCCGGCAUUGGUACACGGGGCCGAAGAUGACGGUUGACGAGGGUCAAUCUACGGACUCGGACAUCACGACAUCUGCGCCUGUGGAUUUCCAGCGGACUUCGAAUGGGCAGAAAGAGGAGUGA
Penicillium odoratum is the source of this 1614-nucleotide messenger RNA. RefSeq names its product putative GABA permease (Uga4). Bases 1 to 1614 code for a protein of 537 amino acids. Gene Ontology annotation, molecular function: transmembrane transporter activity. The transcript has 8 exons. The record is from RefSeq and is a predicted model, not a curated record. Lineage: Eukaryota; Fungi; Ascomycota; Eurotiomycetes; Eurotiales; Aspergillaceae. Gene Ontology annotation, biological process: transmembrane transport. Gene Ontology annotation, cellular component: membrane.